This is a messenger RNA of Periconia digitata, 971 nucleotides long. NCBI's taxonomy places the organism in Eukaryota, Fungi, Ascomycota, Dothideomycetes, Pleosporales, Periconiaceae. The record is from the annotation of a GenBank genome assembly.
CUAACACAUACACAAUACAACAAACACCGAAUACCAAAUCAUCCUACCUUGACCAACCUUAUCCAACCAUGUCCAUCAAGAAUGUUGCUCUGAUAGGCGGCACUGGAACUUUAGGUGCACCUGUACUCAAAGGCUUGAAGGAAUCCUCGUUCAAUGUCAGCGUUCUCAACCGUCAAUCAUCCAAGUCAAAUUAUCCCGACGUCAAUGUCAUUACGGUCCCGGAUGAUCUCGAUGUUUCCAAGGUCACGGAGCUCUUCAAGCAGAAUUCCAUUGAUGCUCUGGUCAUCACAAUCGCAGGAUCCCGCGUCACCGAGCAAAAGAAGUUGAUCGAAGCUGCACUCAAUGCAGGCGUUCAGCGUGUGUUCCCCGCAGACUUUGGAAGCUGUGAUUCUGCCGAUGACAAGACAAACGAAGUCCUCCCUUUGAUGGCGGGGAAGAAGUCUGUUCGCGACUACCUGAUCUCUCUCGAAGGGAAGGGCAAGUUGACAUGGACCAGCUUGAUCACCGCUCAUUUCUUUGAUUGGGGCUUCAGCAACCUGCUCUUGAAGUUCGACGUCAAGGCUCGUAAGGCAUACAUUAUCGAUGGCGGCGAUAUCAAGUUCAGUGGCUCUAAUCUGGACUUCAUUGCGGAGGCUGUGGUUAGAGUUCUGCAGCGGCCCGAGGAGACGGCAAACAAGUUGCUAUACGUACACAGCCACCACGUCACCCAGAACGAGAUACUGAGCGUCUUGGAAAAGGUCACAGGUACGAAGUGGGAGAAGAUCCAUGAGAGCAGUGAGGAACAACUGAGGAAGGCACGACCAAAGAUGUUGGAGGGUGAUCAUGACGCCGGAGAAGAAGUUGUCGCGGUCUGGGGAAUCGUGGCAGCUGAUUGGUCUGACAGAAAGGGAUUCGCGAAUGAUCUUCUGGGUCUUAAAACACUGGAUCUCGAAGAGACUGUUAGAAGGGCCGUAGAAAAGGUGGAUGCUUAG